UAUACUUCCCUCCACAUAAACAUUGAAGCUCAAAUAAUAUAAAUUUUAAUUGAGAGUGAAGACAAUAUGUGAGUGUUUGGUGUGGACAACUAUUAACCGGGAGGAACCAUGGCGUCCGAGAUAGAGACAUACAUUGCUCAAAACUGUACAUGGGACAAACUACCCACCAAUGUGAAGCAGCUGCUGGGUAACUCUCAGAAGGAGUAUGAGAAGCAGGUGGCAGAGUACAGCAUCAAGACCCAGCAGCGGUAUCGGGGAAACCUGGUGCGGCAAAUCGUCAAGAAUGAGAGAAAUUACUACGAGGAGGUGUUGGCGUACAGUCGGUCUCACCUGAUGAUGUACCCAUACCAUCUGUCAGACGUGGUGGUGAAGGGUCUGCGCGUCACACCCUUCCAGUAUUACAUCUCCAUCCUCACAGAUAUUAUGACGGCGGAGAAGAGUUACGACUCCCUUCCAAACUUCACUGCUGCCGAUUGUCUACGUUUGUUAGGAAUAGGACGGAACCAGUACAUAGAUCUCAUGAACCAGUGCCGUUCCAGUCGAAAGCUCUUCCGCAAAAAAAAUGUACGAGACUUGUUACCUGCGCUGCCCUCGGAGAUCACCAUCGAGCCCUGGUGGCUGGUGUGUGUCGGGUGUGUGACGGAAGAGGACAUCAAGAGUCUGGUGAAGGAGAGAGAGAAGGUGGUCAUUGACUCCCUGAUCGACGUUGGUUCCCAGAAAGCAGGAGAUUUGGAUCGGGAAUGUGUACAUAGUCUUUAUACGAAAGGAUUGGUGUACCUUGAUGUGCCAAUGAGUGACAGCGACUGUAUAUCUGUUCCCCCGCUGGAAGGCUUCGUGAUGAACCGCGUACUUGGGGACUACCUGGAGAGCCUCAUGUACAAGAUCUUUGUGUCGAUUGAUGAGCAUACACCGGUGAUUGAGCUGGCAAAAGUAUUGGAGAUUGACCUGGCGCUGGUGAAGGUGGCUGUGUCGCUAUUCUGUCGCUUGGGGUUUGCUCACAAGAAGAACGCCGAGAUAUCGACUCUGGAGAUGCACCCGUCUUGGGAAUCUGCCAUGGCUCCCACUACAAAGAAGUUGCCUACAACAGCAGAUGACUUACUGCUGUUGGAGUUAGAGUCAGCACUGGCAGAGACUUCCUUGGGGGAGAAUGAUGACGUGGGGGCAUGUACUCCUAGAACUCCGACUGACGACCCCCUGGCUGCAGGUUUUGCCUUCGGCGGCCAAACCAAGAGGAUAGCGUUUUUGUAUGAUUCUACUCUCACGGCCUUCCUUAUGAUGGGAAAUUUGUCACAGGGUUUGAAGAGUCAUGCUGUUACCAUGUUUGAGGUGGGGAAGAUGCUGGAUGAAGGGUUGGACUCGCUCCUCACAGAACUGGACAAGAUACAAAGAUCAGACUCUGAAGGGGAGGCCCAGCGUUACUUUGAACAUGCUCUUACACUCCGAACUUCUGUCACAUUCCUUCGUCACAACCGUGAUCUGUGUUCUCCUGGCCAGGACGUCCCUCAUGCUCUGGAUCUAAUACGUUGGGAGAGUUUGAGUAAUCUUGACCCAGCGACGACGGCCCGUCUUCUCAAAAAGAAUUAUCAAUUUCUGGUCUCCAUGGCACCUUUAAGUUAUGAAAUCUCAGCAAUAGAGGGGGAGACACCACCCCAUUUUGGACCUGCCAUCCCAGAGGUCAACUCUAUCUGGUUCAAGCUUUUCAUCUAUCAUAUUACAAGCUCAGGCCCUCCAUCAUUACUGCUUCCUCAGGGCGAACGAUUACGUCGAUUGCCUGAAUGUUUGGUAGGAUACGAAAAGGUGCUGGUUACUCCCUGGGGCCACGACCCAACUGUGGUCCCUCUCGCGGCCCUCUUCACUACUGUCAACGAGGCGCUGAUGCACUCACCCGUCUUCAUUCAGGCAUAUGGCUGGUACCAUGAUGUCUGUAUCCAGCAUAUCCCAUUUCCCUUGGAGAGUUCUAAAAUAGUAAAUCACCCAGCUGUCCAGAUGUUGGCAAAGCAGCUGGACCUCCAACAUACUUUUGGCUUCAUCAAACUGGUGGCUUUCCCUUCUGCUGACACUCCUGGCGUGACGACCCUCACUGCGGCCGAGAUCACCACCGGCAUGCCACAGGGGUCCUCCAGCACGCCCCACAAAUCAUUCAUCACCAACCCCUCAGCCAUCAGUAACAGUAUCACAGAAUGCAGUAAGGUUGCUUCAGAUGGUACCUCAGACAGUGUUGCCAGCUGUAAUAGCACUGGCAAUUCUGAUGGCAUUGAUGCAGACUCAAGCGGUGCUUCCAUUCCUCAGGUGGUCAGCUUUGAUGAUGUUUCCAGCAUUGUGCUAGACAAGAUGGAGAAUUCAGAUGCUCGAAGUAGUGUACGUGAGAACAUGACCCUACAACUGGGCGGACCUUCCAUGGAUCAGUGGCACCUGCUGGAAUGUCACUUUGGUCUUCCUCUCUUUGAUGCUUCCCUCAAUCAACAGGUGUCCCACAAGAUCAUCUCACACAAGCUCUUCAGUCAGGAGAGCGUCGAGAAAUUCAGUGAUUCAAACAGGAUUCUCAUUCGCAAAUUAAGGGAAUUCAUUAGUGGCAAUAAGGCUCAGGGCGUGUGUCCAGAGGUUCAGCAGCGGGGAGGCUGCCGGGAAGGUGCCUCAAACCUGCCGCUGCCCACCACACCUUUACUGUUUGCUGACGGAACACUCAGUCCCUGGGAAGGUUCCUGAUAACUAGCAUCAGCAAGGUCUCUAACAUUAACCGGUGUGAUCAAAUUUAAAGAUAAAGAAUUGAUAAGAUAUCAUGGUAAAGGUUUAGUUUUUUUUAAAUGCAAGUUCAUUGAAGCUUUUUUUUGUAAGCUUGUGGUUAAAGUCCGGUGGAUACUGUAGCUUGGAAACAGUAUUAUUGAUGGGUUAUUGAGUGAAUUUUUCCACUCUUAGAGAAUUCUAAUAAUGCUGAACAUUUUAUGUAAAAAAGAAAUGAAUAAAAACAAAAGUACUGUAGUUGUAGUGAAACAGAGUUUACUAUCAGAGUAACUACUGAUUUUCAGGGGAAUAAAAACAAGCUUAGUAAAAAAAUGGAUUUUCAUGGACUUGAGAGCUAAGAUGAUGCCAUAUUGUAUUAUGGUUUAGAACUAAUUUUGUAGAUUGUCAGCAAGACAGUAGAAUGUGAACAAGAUGUGGUUUUAGGUCAAGUAUUCCAAUAUUAAGAGUGUUGUUUACAUAUGAGAGUAGAGUUGAUGUUGAGAGAGUGGUUCAUAUUGUAACAUAGUGUUAUUAAUCUCCACAAGUUGGAACAUAUAGGUCUUAAUGACGAGAAGGAUGCACUAGUUAUGGUAAAUAGAAAGGCAUUAGCAGAUUCCAUUUGUUUGACUAAUAUGUUCUUAAAAUCUGAACACGUCCUAUCACAAUGCAAAUUAUCUGACUCCAGCCGCACAGUUGGAGACCAGGAGCUGUAGUGCUGUAUCAGGGUUAAAACUUUUAUGGAUUAGGUUAAUGUUCCCUUUUGUCUUCAUCACUUUGCGCUCAACACCACACGCACAGUUCAUGUACACAUUCCACUAACCCUGUAAAGCAUGUGAUCACGUUUAUUUCUCACACUCUUACUCACACGCCACACAUGCCUCACACACACACACGCCACACACACACACACACGCCACACAUGCCACACACACACACACACACACACACAUGCCACACACGCCACACACACAUGCCACACACACACACGCAUAUAUAUCCCACGCUUACAGUACAUCCCACAGACGUCACAUAAAUUGCCCUACAAAGUUAAGUUGCAAGGUUGGUUAUAUCUUCUCUGUUGUAAUACUUUACCUUGUGUGUCAGUGAGUGCAAGGUAUUACUACAACCCUAAACACAAAUUACAACUCCAAGUGUUAUGAUUUUCCAUGCAUUUCCGUCCACUGAGGCAUUCUCGUAAGUCUUCACACUACGUAUUCUGGUAUUCUGCAUCUUGCCCUUCUUCACUGAUUAUUUUUUAUGCUUUUUAUAUAUUUUCUUCAGGGAGGCUUCCACUGGAGUUCUCAUCCAACGAAACAUUUAAAAUAUCAGUUUGUAUAGAAAUGUUUCCGUGAAGUUUUAAACAGCUGAAGUUUGAAAUUUUUUACACUGGUUGGGUUCAUCCUUGACACAGUGUCGGCGUGAAGAUGAUCAGCUGCGGGUAUUUUUGUGGAAAGAAUUGUUCUCUAAUCAACUUUGCAGUAUGUACAGGUAAUUGAUUUUUAUACCAAAUUACUCAGUAAAUUCUGUAAUACUUUAUAAAUUAAAGGAAAUACUUCUAAUGUGACUGAACAAUCAUUAAACUAGAUAAUGAAGAACACAACAGAAUCCAAGUUAACUUUAUAUUGAAGUUACCGGUACUGUACAGUCGCGGACAAAGGUUCGCUGAUGAAACCGAGUCAUGGAAAUGAGUCUUCGAACAUACGGUACUUUUCCCGGCUGUCUUCUGGUGCGGGUUUACUGUUUUAUCUCAUUUGGGGUCGAUACUGCUUCAGUUAGGGAGGUAGUGAACCUUUGACCCCCGACUGUACAUUAUAGAUUUAUGACUGGAGAGACUUAAACGAAGACACAACAUUAGUGAUGAGGCAGAGGCUCUAGCUGGCAACACUGCGAGGAAUGAUUUAUAAAUUUAACCUAAUGGAGUCUAACGUAUGAUGCGUUAGGUUAAAUGAUAAGUGUUCUCCGUAGAAUCAACAUUACAUUGUAUUCCUCAUUGUGUCCCCAGCGAUCGAGUUACUGCCGAAUUAAAAUUUUAAAUAUUAUGCAAAGAAGAAUUUAUAUUACAUAUCAUCAUUGAACUGUUAUCAUUUUGUAUCAGCAGUCACUUGUCUUUAGUGAAUGUGUUACAUCAUCUUCCUCACAUUCCCCCGUACUGUUCUACCGUGUGAUUUAUAUCAUUCCAAUCUUUAAAGUUACUAUUUUGUUAUACUUGAAACUUAAUGUUCUCUGUUUAUUUAAUUUUUUUUUGCCAUUCACCGAGUCAAAAGUUAAAGGAGGAUAAGAGGUACUGUAGUAUUGUAUUAUUUUUAAGUAUAAACAUUAGAACUGUCAACUUCCUGUUAGGCCAGAGAUGACAACUCUGGCUUGAUUUGUAGUUGACAGCUCUGAUGCCUGUAAUUUUGUUAAUCAUCAAUCUGCUGCAUAUAAAAAAAAAAAGAGAAAGAAGGAAAUUUGUGACCAGUACAGUACUAAGAUGGAGGUGAGCCACGUGUAAUGGAAACACUAAUGUUGGUAAAGAAAAUGAAUGUUUUGGCUGGUGUGACAGUGGUGAUAUAUAGUACAGUACUGUGAGUGCAUAUGAGCAUGCAAAGGAACCUCUUUUUCACCAGAGAUCAUAUGAGGCGCUCCGAGGGAGAAGUAGAUAAUCAACAUAAUAAAAAAAAUGCAGUUAAAAGUUUAGUCAUUUUGAUACCAAUAUAAUGAUUUAAUAAAGACCAUCUCAGGCCACUUUGUUGUUCGUCCUGUUCUGGCCCGGGGCGCCUCGUCUUCCUCACUAGUCCCUUAAAAGGUUGUGUGUACGAGGAAUUGUUUCAGGCACUGUACAGUCUGCUGUGGGGUAGUCUUCCCAGUAGGUAGUUUAAGUUUUGUCAGGAGUCAUCAGAACAACAGUGGAGAGGUAUUUGAGACAGUUCAUCAAAAUGGAAGUUAGUAAGUGAAUAUGUAGUGAGAGGGGAGCCUUGUGUUAAGGGGGAGCUAAAAUAUGCAGUGAGAGGGGAGCCUUGUGUUAAGUGGGAGCUAAAAUAUGCAGUGAGAGGGAGCCUUGUGUUAAGUGGGAGCUAAAAUAUGCAGUGAGAGGGGAGCCUUGUGUUAAGUGGGAGCUAAAAUAUGCAGUGAGAGGGGAGCUUUGUGUUAAGGGGGAGCUUAAAUAAGAAAUGUAUUGAUAGAGCAGAAGAUAAUAGGGGGCUGCACAUUUUCAAUACAUGAAGAACAUUUUCAAGCAUAAGUAAAGUUAAGGAAGGUUGGUGUAAGAUGAUGAAAUGUUAGACAACUUACUGACAAAGACAUGUUAGUAGUGGAAUUACACAUUAAUGGUACAGUUGCCUGCAUUUAUACCUGAUACAGUGGCUGGUGCAUUUUAUGAGACGUGGCAACUCUGGAAUGUUUAUCUGGCUACUAUUGCGAGGUUCCUUAGGGCCAUUCCAGUUGUUUUAAUAUGAUGUAAACAAACUCAUAUUUGCCACAUCUCACAAAAUGCACCAGCCACUGUACCAGGUAUAAGUGCAAGCAACUGUACAUGGGAUAAAAAAAACAAGAAUAUCAACUUAGAAUAAUGAUAAGGCUGUUAGGAGACUGCCAAAUAAUGACCAGAAGUAUUUUAGUGAAACAUUGAUACACAAAAACAGGAUUAGGUGCCAUGAGAUAACAUUUUGAGAUAUGUGGCAGAGUAAAUUGUACUUAAGUUGUUUGGCUAUAUAGAAAACUGUGGUCUGUUUUGAUUAAAAAAAAAAUUCUGGCUAAAAAGAAAACUUGAAUUUUUAUGGGCGAGAAUUGGCAAGACCAUUUGAAUAAAGAUAGAAAAGGGAAGAUUUUGUAGAUAGAUUAAUAUAUAUAUAUAUAUACGUAUAGUUAAAUCUCUGGAAAUUUUUUCCAUUUUCCAUAGACUAGUAGUAAAAAUUUUUCCACUGAAUUAUCCAAGAGUCAUGCAUUCAUAUUACAGUAUUGACUAUAGAGGUCGCCAAAGAAACUUAGUCACACGAUAAGCACAUUUUUUGGCAUAGCUAGUUCUUCAUUAGAGAGUGUGUAUCAUAUGUAGUAUAAGUACUGUAAUUUGGUAAUGAAUGACAGCUGUGUUGCCUUGAACUGAAUGCCAAAGUAGGAUCAUCAAAGAGACAAAAUGGAAAGCCUUAAGUACUUGUUUGUUUAGAGAUAUGAGAGAGAGAGAGAGAGAGAGAGAGAGAGAGACAAGUGAAGUUAAGAAAUGUUUUAAAGUUGAGAUAGCAUAAGUGAAUGGCUAUGGUAUCACUGUAAAUAUUGGUCAAGAAUUCAGAAUUUUGAGUAAGUGACUUGUGCCACAUGGAGAAACUGUCUUACAUUGAACAUUUCAGCCAGGGAGAACAUAAAACAUUUCUUAAGUGAUUCAGAAAUGUUAUUAAUAAAUUGAACAUUGAGAAGAUGAUUGUGCUGUCCCUGAUAAUUCCCUUCAUUGUAAGACUUAUUUUUCACAGCAAAGUGUUACAGUAUCUUAGUUAGGAUCACAUCUGGUUGACUAGGAGACUUCCACUCCACUUGAAAUUGAUAAGUAAGAGGUACGUGUGAUGUAAACGUGAAGAAUGUACCGGAGUAUAGAUGAAGUAACCACGCCUAGUUGUACGUGUCAGAUAGUGCCCAUCUUCAUAAAGUUUGUAAAUGGCUUCACUCUCCCUGCAUGAGUCAUCAACACUCCUUUUAACAACCCUCAAAGUUACUGUACCUGUUAGUAAGGAUCAGUAGUGUGCCUCCCUGAUCGCUAUAGUGACAUUUUGAUCACCGUAGGGUCACAGUUAUAACCGUAGUUUUAGUAACUUAGCAGAAGAAAUUACAGGAACAUCCUCUAUGAAAUGUUGGGAUCCAGUGCCUGUUGUAACUCUUAACCAUAUCAAGUUUUAGCAAAAUUCACCACAUCAGUCUCUACCAACAUUUAAGUUAUUGGUACAGAUUCAAAAGUUCUUGAUACAAACUGUUUUUGUCUGUUCUCAGAGUAUUGUAAGACCAUUCACCCAGUCACGUUUGACUCUAUCUUACACUUACUGCAGAAUCCUUCCACUGCCAUUUGUAACUUCAAGUCCAUAACCACGGAAACUCAGACAUCACAGCUCUUCCGCACUUAUUUAUGUUCAAUACAACACUGCCUCAUUCUUAAUAUUUAUAUAACAACAAUUCAUAUCAUAUCAGGUGUUUCUUAUUGAAGCAUACUGUAUAGUACAUCAUUGAUUCUUGCUUCAGUCAGUGUGCACCCACCUUCUACCCUCUUGUGCUCAUGAUGUUUCCUGAAGGAUUGUGUCACCAGGGAAGCACUUACUCAUUGCUCACAGGUUAAGGAGGGAAGCACUGAAAUGAGACAAGAGUUCUAUGUCUCUCGAGAAGAUAUAUUUCUGCCAGAUAUAAUGAGUAGGAGGAGUAAAGGUGUAUGAAAUUACUGUUUAAGGAAAUGAGAAUCAGUAUUUUUUUUAAGUUAAUGUAAAAAAAAUUGGAACGUGAGACUCGACAAUGGCUAUAACUAAAAAUAAUCAACUUGUGGUUUGAGAAAGGAGAAAUUUUGUUUAUCGUGGAUUUACAAAUGUAUCAUGCAUAAAGUUCAAUAAACUUGACAACACACAUGACGGUCAGAAUUUAGGGCCUCACAUUGCUCAGUAACUUCAUUGAGUACUUGUUGAAACUUUAGAAAUGAAACUGAUGUUGUGACGACAGUCCUUAGUACUCUUACCCUACCCUACCCCUCACAUACAAAGCCUGAACUAAAUCUUCUGUUGUAUUUUUGAUUAAUGGCAACUUGUGUGUACUAGUGUAUGUUGGCUCUUCAGAUUUAGUAGUAGCAUAACUUUAUUAGUUCCUAUAUGCAGUUGCUCUGAUAAACUUAUGGUGGCAUGAACAGUAUGACUGACUAAUAUUCCAGAGUGUUUAGAGGUUUGUGACAGUGCAGGUGACUGAGAGGAUGAUCAUCUGUGUUAUAGUAAUUUAUUUAUAUGUAAUUUAUAUUAUUUGAUGUAAUAAUUCUUUACAUAAGGUCAUUAUAGAGCUUAGUAUAAAGAAGUGAAAAUACCAAUGACUGUGACAGCAGGAUGUAACUGUCACCAUCUGGGACACAUUACUGUGCCAUCAAUCCCCAUUCUGUUGUACUGUGUGAGGCUUUACACUGUUACACCUUUCCCUGUGUUCCUGUGGUAUAAGAUAAAUUAUACAUAAUAUAUUUUACUGGUCUGUUCUGAACAGUUGCUAGUUUUACUUGUAUUUGGCAAAUGGUAUUGUUACAGUAUACCCUGUAAGCAAUUUCAGGUGUUAUGGAACCUUGUACCUUCUUUGAAACUUUUGAGGAUUUAUCAAUGAUUUGGCUGCAUCUAUUGAAUCAAGAGAUAUUAGGCCCUUCCAUACUGCAUGGUUUAGGUGCCAUAUGUACAGUACAGUAUGUAUAACAGCAGUAGUACUAGUUAAGUCAUUAGAUCGUGCAGUAAGGAAUCAGGUUAACCCUCUCAUAUUAUCAACAGUUGGACAAAUCCUACCCUCUCACUCGUUGAUGAUGCAAAUCUCACUCACUCACUGGCUUCGUCAUCCAGAAUUGGAUUUUUUUUACUUUAUAAAACAGCAGGAUCAAUGAGUUCUCUAUAGAAAUUUUUGGACUGUGUACAAUGUGAGCAUUUGUUGUGCCUGAUAUGAACCAGCAGGAGGGAGGUCUGGGCAAUGUGGACUCUUAGUAAAGCAACCUGUGUCAGCAGCCAGUGUGAGGGUUAAGAUCAAGAGAUGUUGCUGCCUCUUGUAUGAUAUAGAACUUGACUAGAACUGUGGCUCUCAAAUUGUGUCCAUAAACCUUUUUCUUUGGGAUUUAAAUAAAUUGGUUUAUAUCUACAAUAAAACAUGCUACUGUAUGAGAUAUUAAAUCAUACAAGAUGUUAUUAUGUGUACUGUACAUUAUGUUUGUUCUGUUAAAACAUUCAUCCAUUUUGUAUUAUCAUUUGUUGGGGGUUGAAUUCUGUAAGUUUCUUGCCCACAGACUAAUGCCUCUGAUUAAAACAAGUUGAGAAUCAUUGGCUUAGCGACUGACUGAUCACUGCUUGAUCCAGAUAUUUAAAGUACAUUAGAUUCUGACUGUAGUAAGAGCAGUUUAUUUGAUGGUAUGAUUCCAGACUCCAUCCAUGUGAGUACUUUCAGGUCUACUUGUGUACAUAGUAGUAAAAGAUACAUACAGUACAGUAUAUACAGUAAUGCAGUGAGGGAAAAAUAGUGUUGUCCAAAUUAAGGUAAUUAUUGCACAAACAGCAACAGGGUUUAAAAACAUAACUAAAAGAGCUUAAUCACUUGGAUAUUGGUUUUCCCCCAACAGAACCAUUAUUACCAUCAAAAACUGUACUAGAAAAUCACCGUCCUUGUUAAUGGGGUUGUAAGCCAUUUGUUAGUGGAAUAAUAGCCAAAAGUAAUAUGGGUAUGCUUAGUACAGUAAUGGUAAAAUAGUUUUGGUUAAAAAAAACUUUAAUACGUAUAUAUACAGUAUAGUGUAUAGCAGUGUGGACUUUGGUGGUUGUCCAGUGAAUAAAUGGUUAAAGUUUGGGGAUUCGUAAGUGGCCAAAUUAAUCAAUAAGUUUGGUGUGGGUACAAGAGUAAUUGUUUUUCCUCCUUUCACUGCAUCUCAUCAUAUUACGUUAAGUAAAACAGAAAUAUUUAUAAUAGACUAGUUGAAAAUUAUUUUAGAAUCUAUUAUUUAUUUAAUAAUACUGUAUAUGCUUGUGAAUGUGCCUAUGAGGAGUGGAGAGUCAUUUGUACUAAUGUUUUCUUGCAUGAAGAUACUGAGAGCUUUUUCCUCUGUCUAUCAAAACUUUCCUUGAUAUGUAAUUUCUUUGUAUGUAUCCUAUUUCUGUGGUAUGAAUUGCCAAUUUUAACUAUACUUGUAGUAAGUUUUCUUUUGUGUAUCCAUAUCUUAGCAUACAGUUCUGAAACUGAUGAAAGUCAACUAUUGUCUGUGAUGAGCUAUAAUUUGUCUUGUGUUUUAGAUAUUUACAAUUCACAUUUGUAUUAAUAAUUAUUACUGGUUAGACAUUAUAAUACUAUUGUUUAUCGAGUUUACGUAGACUUGGGUCACACGGUGUUGGAGGUGGUAACGAUAGGUAAUUAUGAACAAGGGAUAUGCAGGCUAGUCAGUGAUUACCAUUUACUGCUUCAUCAGUCUACUGAGACGUACUUGACUACCAAACUUUCACAGUAGAUUGUAGGUUCUUUGAAAAUGCUUAGUUAUAACAAGGGAUCAGCCUUGACUAGGACCAGAACUCCAUAAUACUGCAUCAUUUGUAUUCUAAAAACGUUUACUUUAAAGAGUUUGUGUGAUCCUACUUUUGGAACCUUUGUAUAUACCGCACUGUUUUUGUGAAGAUGUUUGUUGUGUCUGUGGGCCUAAAAAUCAGUGACCUGUCAGCUUUGAACCUUAAAUUUAUAGGCCUAUAAGCACAGUAUAAAUCAUUAUUCAUAGGUUCCAAAAACAGUAUUAUGUCAACUCUGAAACCAUUAAGUUCAUUAGUAGUACAGGUUUAGUGUAUUUUGCAGAGUAAUCCAAUAUUGUGUGUAUAGUUCGUAUGUCUUGUUUAUGUGCAUUGUUUUGUGUUUUAAAUAUAUACAGUGCAUUAUAUCAUUAUUAUUUGUCUUAUGUUUUUAUUAUUGUAUUUUGCACAAAAUUUUUACUUUAUCAUAAAUCCAUUAUAGUUAUCUGUAAAUUAACUAACAAUGAAGUACCUUGAAGUAUUCCACAAUACAUUAUUGUAAUACAAGAGGUUUUGAGGGAUUUGCAAGUUCAUUAGGCAAGCUUUUUAUUUUUAUCUUUCGUAUUUGGGUCAUGGAAAGUACUGACAGGUGACUGCUGUAUUCUCAGUCCACGAGGUAUGACAGGUGUUUCUGGGGUCUGUACAGGGUUGCAAUAAUGGGCUCUAUAUUAGACUUUUGAACUUGUCGCUCAGGUGUACCCAUGGAGGACAAAGCUAACAGCUCUUACCUUGCCACCCCGGGAAGUGAAACGCCUUAUUAACGAUUUGUUACUAAAGAACUUAACUUAUAUUUUAAUUAGUAUAAAUCAGGAUUUUUAGUAUUGCUGUGGUUACUGUAUGACAUAGAGUACUUUUUGUUUUGCUUACUAUGAGAUAGAUGGAAUCCCUCCUCAAAAAAAAAAAAACCUGCUGAUGGUGGUCUGUGUAGCACAACAUUGUAGUUUGCUUAUUUUCAUAUAUAAUCAUUUGAGUGAGACAGUGUGUACAUAUAUACGUAUACAUGUGUCACUGGAAGCACAGCACAGUACUGUACUUACCCAUAAGACAAGAUGAUGAUAAUCGAGACCAAAGUGAAUGCUUCUUAAAUAAUUUACUGGGUACUGUAUAUAUUUUUCUUCUCAUAACUAAAAUGGUUAAAUUUUCAAUUUCUCAUUUAUGGGGGUAAAACAUCAUCUGUAACAUCACAUUCCAUAAAUUAUAUGAUCAGU
Messenger RNA from Homarus americanus (American lobster), 12145 nucleotides. Its product is annotated as protein FAM91A1-like. The coding region runs from base 109 to 2706 and encodes 865 amino acids. NCBI's taxonomy places the organism in Eukaryota, Metazoa, Arthropoda, Malacostraca, Decapoda, Nephropidae. The record is from RefSeq and is a predicted model, not a curated record. The transcript is spliced from 17 exons. Gene Ontology annotation, molecular function: protein binding.